Messenger RNA from Gadus morhua (Atlantic cod), 5639 nucleotides. It is a transcript of the gene myom2a, whose product is annotated as myomesin 2a. The coding region runs from base 135 to 4745 and encodes 1536 amino acids. Gene Ontology annotation, cellular component: M band. The record is from RefSeq and is a predicted model, not a curated record. Lineage: Eukaryota; Metazoa; Chordata; Actinopteri; Gadiformes; Gadidae. The transcript has 39 exons. Gene Ontology annotation, biological process: sarcomere organization. Gene Ontology annotation, molecular function: protein binding.
AUCGGCAUUUGUUGAGCGCGGCUCAUAUUUUGGUUUGCAGCACAAGUGUAUCCUAAACGGCGUUAGGCUGGUCUGCCACCGCUCUGCUCUUUUAAUCUCUCGGGCCAAGGUGUUCUUCAACAGUUUACUCAGACAUGGCUUCCAAAGUCGUAUAUAAGAAGAAGGCCGCGAGCCACGUCAGCACUGAUUACCGCUCACUUCACUCUAAACAUGUUGUCAAGAGACAGCAGGCAGUCGGGUACCUCAGGAAAUCUACCUGUAACUCGGUGAGCCAGGUAAAGGCUCAGGCCACGGAGGCUAUGGCAGAACCAGCGUAUACGGUGCCGGAGUUCCGGCAGAGGAGCACGGAGGAGGUGGAGGAAUACCAGAGAGUCUCCACCCAUGUGGGGAAGGGCCUGGCUGCGAUCCAGGAGGAGCUGCACAGGAUGAGGAUGGCCACCAAGGCCCAGGUGGACAACCUGGCCAUCAAGAGAGAGGUGCAGGAGAGGAUGAGUAGGAAGGUAGACCUGUAUGAGGAGGGGAACAAGCUCCCUGACUUCCUGGUGGCCCUGAGGCCCCACACUGUGUGGGAGAAGACCCCGGUCAAGCUGUACUGCACCGUUCACGGUCACCCCAGGCCCGUCGUCAGUUGGUUUAAAGAUGGCGUUCCCGUGAAUCCUCUGAACGCACCCGGAAAGUACAAGAUUGAGAGCAAAUAUGGAGUCCAUGGUUUGAUUAUUAGCAGGAGUGCUGUCAGUGAUACUGCAGAGUACAGCGCUGUGGCCAGCAACCCAUUCGGCACGGCCACCAGCAAAGCUACUGUUACUGUUAAGAGGCCAGCAGGGGGGGCUGGAGAGUCAUGCCAGCUUGGACUAGUGCCACGCCUGACACAAAUGCACCCCAGCAAGCUGGAGGUCACCCUGCUGGAGCGCUUCUCCGUCAGCUUCGGAGUGGAGGGAGGCUCCAUCAGCCUGGCGUGCUCCAUGGUGGUGGUCCCCGACCUGCCCAACCUGCCACCACUGGCCCACUGGUACCGAGAUGAUCACCUGAUGAAGGCCGGGCCCCUGGCUGAGAUGAAGGUGGGAGGGGGCCUGGCGCGCCUCAACCUGCCCCGCCUGGCCAAAGACGAUGAGGGGCUCUACACCCUCCGCAUCUACACCAAGGAGGGCACCACGGAGCACAGCGCCUACCUGUUCGUCCAAGAUGCUGUUCCCUCUGUUGCCGGUGCCCCCGGAGCCCCCAUGAGUGUGAAGGUGUUUGACAUCAACAUGGACUUUGCCCUGGUCUCCUGGAAGCCCCCCAACACCACCAACGAAGCAGCCGUCUCAGGAUACUUUGUGGACAGGUGUGAGGCAGGCAGCGACCACUGGGUCCAGUGUAACGACACCCCGGUGAAGGUGUGUAAAUACCCGGUGACGGGUCUGACCCUGGGCCAGGCCGUCCACUUCCGGGUCCGCGCCGUGAACAGCGCCGGCAUCAGCAGGCCCUCCCGCCGCUCGCAGAAGGUGACCGCGGCCGACCCGGCCGAGAGCGAGCGCCUGCAAGUGGUGAACAUACGGGGACACUACGACAUACUGAUCAGGGACGACGACCUGGAAGGUUACGUCACUAUUCCGGGGGAGCCGACCAGCGUGCACGCCUCUGAGGUGUACCAGGCCUACGUGGUGCUCAGCUGGACCCCCCCGACCCCCCGCGGCCGCGCCAGGCUCUGGUACAUCAUCGAGAAGUGCUUAGCGGGCACGGAGGAAUGGACGCGCAUCAACACUGGUGUCAAAGUUCAGUCGCCCCGUUAUCCCAUUUUCGAUUUGCUGGACGGGAAGUCCUACCAGUUCCGGGUGUUCUCCGCCAACCAGUUCGGCUCCAGCGAGGCCUCGGCCCCCACGGGGCCCGUCCAGAAGGCGGACGAGCACGGUUCAAAGCGACCAGUUGGCGUUCCCUCCACCCCUGGCCAGGUGGUGGCCACCAGGAACACCAAGUCUUCUGUGUUCGUCCAGUGGGAGGCUUCCAAAGUCCCCAACAGCCUGCUGGGAUACUACAUCGAUGCCCGGCCCGCCGGCUCCAAGCUGUGGCAGCCCUGUAACCACAAGCCCUUCAGACACACCAGGUUUGUGGUCCAUGGUCUGGUUCCAGGGGAGACCUAUGUGUUCAGGGUCCAGGCGGUCAACCUGUUCGGUCUGAGUGCAGAGUCUCAGGAAUCCUCCCCCAUCGCUGUGGAGCCCGCCCUGGCCACCCCCAGCUCUCCGUUCGGCAUCACCCUCCUGAGCUGCAACGGGUCCUCCAUGACCCUGGCUUGGAAGAGCCCCAAGCACUGCGGGGGCUCCCACGUCAACGCCUACUACGUGGACCGCCGCAACGCCGACAAGCUGCAGUGGAAGGAGGUCAACGUCAGCGCCAUCAAGGAGAGGGUCUACACCGUCGAGGGACUCACCGAGGGAAACUUCUACGAGUUCAAGGUGCAGGCGGGCAACAUGGCAGGAGUGGGCGUGCCCUCAGAGGCCAGCAAGCCAAUGAAAUGCGAGGCCUGGACCAUGGCGGAGCCAGGCCCGGCCUUUGACCUGAGCUUCAGCGAGGUCAGGAGUGACUCGCUGGUCAUCCUGUGGAAGGCGCCAGUGUACACUGGAGCUAGCGCUGUCACCGGCUACCUGGUGGAGAUGGCCAAGAAGGGCUCCAGUGACUUCACCGCGGUGAACCAGGACGCUGUCUCACACCGCUACCUGCAGGUGGGCGGUCUGGAGGCGGGAGAGACCUACGUGUUCAGGGUGCGCUCCGUCAACGCUGACGGAGUAGGAAAAGCCUCCCAGGUGUCGGAGCCCAUCCUUGCCAAGGCCCUGCCAGGCACCCAGGAGAUAGUGUGCGGCGUGGACGAGCAGACCGGGGACAUCUUCCUGUCUCUGGAAGCGUGUGAGAUCUCAGAGACCUCUCAGUUCGUCUGGUCCAAGAACUACAAGGGGAUCGGAGACUGUCCUCGCCUGUCUGCUAGCGCCGAUGGCCGCACAUCCAGGCUGACAUUCACCAGCCCUGAUAAAGAUGACCUGGGACGCUACUCUGUGGUCGUCACGGAUACGGACGGAGUCUCCGCCAGCCACACGCUAACUGAAGACGCCCUCAAUACCAUGCUGGAGCUGAGCCAUGCCAUCAGGAACCCCAUCGUUCCUCUGAAGCACGGUCUGAACUAUGAGAUCCUGGAGAAGGGACACGUCCGCUUCUGGUUGCAGGCGACCAAGCUGUCCGCCGCCGCGUCCUACCGCUUCAUCGUCAACGACAAGGAGGUCACCAGCGGGGAGGGCCAAAAGAUCAGCCACGAUGCUAAGACCGGUGUGAUCCAGAUGACAGUGGAGCACUUCACCAGGGCCAAUGAGGGCACCUACACCGUUCAGAUCCACGACGGCAAAGCCAAGAACCAGACCUCCCUGGUGCUGGUCGGAGACGUGUUCAAGGCGGCGCUGACGGAGGCAGAGUUCCAGAGGAAGGAGCACCUGAGGAAGCUAGGUCCUCACUUUUCUGAGUAUCUGUACUUCACCGUGGCUGAGGACUGCACCGUCCUGCUGGCCUGCAAGGUGGCCAACGUCAAGAAGGAGACCAAGUUCACCUGGUACAAGGAAGAUGAGGAGAUCGUCCUGGAAACCGCGCCUAACGCCAUGUCUGGCUCUGUCGCUCUGCCCAUCCCCCAGUUCUCUAGGAAGGACCAGGGAGUUUACAAGGCUACCUUGAGUGACGACAAAGGGAAGGACACCUCUCUGUUUGAGGUGUCAGGACAGGUGUUUGAUGACAUCAUCAACGCCAUCGCCAAGAUAGCCGGCACCUCUGCCUCUGAGCUGGUGCUCCAGUGCACCCCAGAGGGCAUCAGACUGCAGUGCUACAUGACCUACUACACGGAGGAGAUGAAGACAGUGUGGAAGCACAGGGACAGUAAGAUCGCGUCCUCUGAGAAGAUGCGCAUCGGGGGGACGGCUGAGAUGGCCUGGAUGCAGAUCUGCGACCCCUCCGACAAGGAGAAGGGGCAGUACACCAUCGAGAUCUCCGACGGGGUCAACGUGUACGCACGCAGCUUCGACCUCUCCGGACAAGCUUACACGGACGCCUACGAAGAAUACCUUAGACUCAAGGCUGCAGCCUUCGCAGAGAAGAACCGUGGUAGGGUGGUCGGAGGUCUUCCUGAUGUUGUCACCAUCAUGGAGCACAAGUCUCUGAGCCUGACCUGCACGGUAUGGGGUGAGCCCACCCCCGAGGUCACAUGGUUCAAGAACGAGCAGGAGGUGGCGUCGUGCGAACACACCAAGGUCACCUUUGAGGGCGGGAAGUUUGCCAGCCUGGUCAUCACACAGGUGACCUCCGAUGACUCCGGCAAGUACAGCAUCAACGUGCGCAACAAGUACGGCGGCGAAUUUGUGGAGAUCACCGUCAGCGUCUACCGGCACGGCGAGCCCAUCCCGGAACCCAAGCUGGGCCAGCCCAAGACCGCCGCGCCCGCCGCCUCCAAGACCUCCACGCCCGUACCCCCCCCCAAGACCCCCACGCCCACCCCUCCCAAGUCCCAGACCCCUUCAAUGAAAAGCCCCACCCCCUCCAUGAAGAGCCCCACCCCCUCCAUGAAGAGCCCCACCCCCUCAAUGAAGAGCCCCACCCCCUCCAUGAAGUCCCCCACCCCUGCCUCCACCCCGGUGCCCAAGUCCCCCACCCCGGGCCCCAAGUCCCCCACCCCGACCCGUAGCGUCAAGUCCCCCACGCCCACCAGCAGGUUCCUUAAGUCCCCCACCCCCAAGUAGACAGGGGAGGGGACCGCGCGGGGGGGGGGGGGCGCGUGGCCGUAGCGUGUUGGCAUUAGCAUUAGCGGUAGCGUGGUAUCGGGGUGUUUCUUUGGGCCCUCUGCUUGCCGCGUGCACUCCCCUUCCGCUCCCACCCCCACCCAAACAGGGAGGAAGCCUCAUCGGGUGGAGCAGGAAUUAGCAGAAGUAGAGAAGAUAGUUUGUGUGUGUUUGUGUGUGUUUGUGCGCGUCUGUGUGCGAUUGCGUGUUUGAGAGGUACAGCAGUUUGGACAGGUGGCAGCCUCAACGCACCAUGGAGGGGGGGGGGGGGGGGGGGGGGGAGGAGGGCAUAGAUCACCUGCUCAGGUAUGCUGUCCCACUGGUUACUGUGGCGCUGUAUCCGUGACAGGUAGACGGUUGUUAGCACUAAUGAAGGCAGAGGCGUCUGUCGUCUCAAGGCUGUACCUUCCACGGCGCCGCUGUGGAACGCAUGUGUCCUGUCUAGUGUUCAGCCCCAGGGUCAUCCCUUAUUGAUUAGAGGGGCUCCUGUGGUGAUCACUCCAGUUAUUGAUCAGAGUAGGUCCUGUGGUGAUCACUCCAGUUAUUGAUCAGAGUAGGUCCUGUGGUGAUCACUCCAGUUAUUGAUCAGAGUAGGUCCUGGGGUGAUCACUCCAGUUAUUGAUCAGUGUAGGUCCUGGGGUGAUCACUCCAGUUAUUGAUCAGAGUAGGUCCUGGGGUGAUCACUCUACAUAUUGGUAGACGGAUGGUUAAGUUGUCAGCUCGAUCGAUUUCAUCAGCCAAUCAGAGGGAACGCAGGGGCUUAAUGUUUCCUGGUCACUCUUGUCCUGUUUCUGUCACAUGACUGUGUUUUCCGACAAUGCUUUGUGUUGGCAAUAAACCUUACCUAUCACCCUC